Messenger RNA from Suillus discolor, 513 nucleotides. Its product is annotated as D-Tyr tRNAtyr deacylase-like domain-containing protein. Gene Ontology annotation, molecular function: D-tyrosyl-tRNA(Tyr) deacylase activity. Gene Ontology annotation, cellular component: cytoplasm. The annotation marks the transcript as partial. Gene Ontology annotation, biological process: tRNA metabolic process. Lineage: Eukaryota; Fungi; Basidiomycota; Agaricomycetes; Boletales; Suillaceae. The record is from RefSeq and is a predicted model, not a curated record. The transcript has 6 exons.
AUGAGAGCUGUUGUUCAACGCGUCGCAUCGGCCUCGGUAUCAGUCGACGGAGAUGUGAUCUCAAGCAUAUCCCGAGGACUGAUGGUCUUAGUUGGAAUCGGUAUUGCGUAUCCUCGGCCCUUGUCCUCCGCACUGACCACUAGCAAUAGACUUAACAUCCGCGUUUUUGAUGCGAAUGGUUCAAUGUGGAAGUCCAACGUCAAGGACAUCGCUGGCCAGGUUCUCUGCGUCUCCCAGUUCACGCUGAUGGCGAACACUACCAAAGGCAACAAACCUGAUUUUCACCGUGCGAUGUCCUCGAAUGCCUCCAGAGAACUGUAUGCAACGUUUCUCGAGAAAAUGCGGCGUCUGUACGUGCCGGAUCGAAUACAAGACGGGCAAUUCGGUGCUAUGAUGGAUGUAUCGUUGACAAACGAGGGACCUGUUACUCUGACGUUGGAUACUCGGAAGUUUGAGUAUGUUGCCGUUUCAGGGGGUACAAACAAGAAAUCGAGUGAGAACCGCAAUAAAGAG